GCCACACACACACAGCAUCAUUAUCUUCUUCUUUAAAUUACUUUGUAUAUAACUUGUAUUUACUUGUGAGCAUAUUUUAUUCUAUCACCACCACCCCAACUCCCCUUUACUAGAAUAAGCUUGUUAAGGACUGGGGCUGUAUAGGGGUUUUUUUGCUUUUGUUUUCUUGUUUCCUAGUAUCCCUUGCCGUUUAUAUGAUAUAUGUUCAAUAAAUGAGAAUUGAAUUAAAUUGAACUGAGGAGAAAAAACAAGCCCAGUGAUGAAGUAAUUGCUGAACCAAUGGAGAGUUCCUUGAUGAACCUGGCAAUUCCCUGAGCUGGGACAACCUCUAGAGAAAAUACAAGUUGUCUUCUCCCCGCGAUUUUUGUGACCUAAGAGGGGCUGGAUGAGUUUGAGCCCAGGAACUGCCACAAGGAUCCACUGCUUUCUCAUAUGAUGUAAGAUGAACCACGAACACCAUCAUGGAAUGAGCCAUAUGGACGAAAAUAGCAAUAUGGCCCCCCACCAUCAAUCAUCUACAAGCUGUCAUGGUGAGGGAGGAGGAGAUAUGAUGAUGCCCGUGUUGCCUGUGUUGCCCAUUAUGCCCAUGACGCCCAUGACCUUCUAUUUUGGAUAUGAGUAUGUAGAAGUACUGUUUUCUGGAUUAGUGAUCAAUACACCUGGGGAAAUGGCUGGGGCAUUUGUGGCUAUCUUUUUGUUAGCCAUGUUCUAUGAAGGCCUCAAGAUAGCCCGGGAGAUCUUGCUGCAUAAGUCCCAGGUCAGUAUUCGUCAGACCUCCGUGCCAGUCCCAGGACCAAAUGGAACCAUGCUUACGGAAACACACAACAAAACCAAGCAACAGAUGCUGAGUUUCCCUCACCUUCUGCAGACAGUGCUGCUUGUCAUCCAGGUGGUCUUCAGCUACAUCCUUAUGCUUAUCUUUAUGACCUACAACGCGUACCUCUGCAUCGCAGUAGUGGCAGGAGCUGGAACAGGCUACUUCCUCUUCAGCUGGAAGAAGGCAGUGGUAGUGGACAUAACAGAACACUGCCAUUAAUGCCAGACUCUAGAAUGUGGGAAGUAGCUGGAGACUGGGAGCUGAUUUUUAAGUCCUCCCUUUGUCCCUCCAUGACCCCCUGCCUCCCAACACUUGCAAGUCAAGGAGGUUUGCCUACUAACCUCCAAGCUGGAUGGUGCCCUCUCCAAAUUGUUGAUUUCUGCUAUUAGGCUGAGUUCCUCAG
This is a messenger RNA of Dromiciops gliroides (monito del monte), 1220 nucleotides long. RefSeq names its product high affinity copper uptake protein 1-like. The coding region runs from base 443 to 1036 and encodes 197 amino acids. Gene Ontology annotation, molecular function: copper ion transmembrane transporter activity. The transcript is spliced from 3 exons. Gene Ontology annotation, cellular component: membrane. Gene Ontology annotation, biological process: copper ion transmembrane transport. The record is from RefSeq and is a predicted model, not a curated record. NCBI's taxonomy places the organism in Eukaryota, Metazoa, Chordata, Mammalia, Microbiotheria, Microbiotheriidae.